Messenger RNA from Capronia coronata CBS 617.96, 9291 nucleotides. RefSeq lists its product as uncharacterized. The record is from RefSeq and is a predicted model, not a curated record. Lineage: Eukaryota; Fungi; Ascomycota; Eurotiomycetes; Chaetothyriales; Herpotrichiellaceae. The transcript has a single exon. The coding region runs from base 1 to 9291 and encodes 3096 amino acids.
AUGCCUCUCAUCAAUACAACCUCCGUUGCGGCCGUCGUCCUGCUACUAUACCUGUCCUCUUUCGUCCUCCUGGCGAUCCUGCGCAUUGCGACCGGCAUCUCCAUACAAAGAGUGGGCUAUUUCAGUCUGAGACACAUAUCCUACACUCCAAAAGAAGGACUGAGAGUGGACCUGCGCAGCCUGAGGUUGAGUCUGCACAGACCUACCUUCGCUCGGCCGUCAUGCAUAAGUCUGGUUUUCGAAGACUUAAAGGUCACCCUGGACCCGGAGGUCUACGAGAGCUCACCCUCGAAGAAGCCGAGAAGCUCAAGCGGAGCCCGCGGGCAGCCCGAGGCGAGCAAGGAUGAGCGCGAAGGAGGCAACCCUCGUUCGGGCGAAAGAAGCAAGCUAUGGAAGCGGUUGACCAAUAUCAAAGAACGCAUUAAACGCAUACACCGUCAAAUCCACAUUUUACGCAUGUUCGAAAUCAGCGCCUUCAACACCACUGCUGAGGUCGUGGGCGUUGGAUAUGUCCAGGCGUCCACCCUGACAAUAGCUGUCCAUACAAGGCGGAAACUCCUGGACCGUGGCCGAUUAUUCAGGCAUAAGAAGGAUCCCCUUGGUGGGCAGCAGCCAGUGGAAUGGGUCCUCUCAGUAAGAAGCAUAUUGAUGGGAGUGGGUGGCCGUGACCCGACCGAGAUUCUGGACGCGAUGUCGAUCAAUGUGCAUGGACUUCUAUACAGGGAACGAGAAGGGCUACGCGACACUUCAAUCGCCAUCAAAGCAGGCCGUCUUUAUGUCCCGGUCGACGAGUUGCUUCAGUUCUCAAGUCGGAGCAAAAAGAUUGCUCAAACGGCGCGACAGCCUUUUGGCCAUGGUCCCGCGGAAGAAGUCUCCUUCGAAGAUGUGGUGCAGGAGUUGGAUAAUCCGGGGAGUCGGGAAGCGUCCAUCGUCCAGUCUGUCGCUGAUUCCAAAGAGUUCUUCAGCUCGAUCCUCCAAAGCGUACAAGAAAUUCAACUCGGAAUGAGUUUCGUCCGGAUAUCGAAGGAGGUCGAAUCGUUGAGGCAGGCCAACUUACCCUUGAUCGCCAACAUGGUCAUCCACGAAAUCGGCAUUGACCUCCACCGUCUCGAUCAGAACGCUCCAGUCCAUCGCAUGUAUUUCUCAAAGGAAGACAUCGCCCACCAAGCCUUGCUUGCUGCCGUCUCAAUCUCCGUCAGUCUGGAUGAGGAUGAUUUUUCGCCCACCAAACUCAUGUACAUACCGAUGGCCACCACGACCAUUAGGACUACUUUCCCCGCGAAGACAAUGAGCCUCUCUCAUGACCGAGAUGUUGCCGAGAGGAACACGAAUAUUCUAUUCGCCAAUUUUGUUGUCACCUCCCCUUCUCUAGAUCUGGUACCGCAACACCUGAUUAGACUGCUGGCACUCAUCCAGUCUCGCCCCUCCCAGUCCGACGAGCGUCAGCACAAUCGACACCGGCUCAUUUCGCGUUUGCUUCCUAAAGCAAGUAUCAAAUUCUCUAUACACGAGCCAGUCGUGAGGUUUGUUUUGCCUGUCGCGGACCCCGCCAAGGCGGCGCCGGGCGAGUACGACAUGAUCAUAAGUUCGAUAUCUUCCAUCUCGCUGGAUAUCGAAUCUUCCCAUUCCGCGGGCGGUGUACUUUUAUAUUCUCUGGCCUCGAACUUCCGCGUGAUGUCACAUCAGCUCUAUUAUCAGGCCUCCACGGGCGUCAAACACAAUAUUCUCCUGACUGACACCUUGGAGCUGAAGAUCCAGGUUACUGCCUCGACCGACAUAUCCGUCAGUAUAGCUGGAAAUCUCCGCACAUUCUCCGUUUUGAUGGUCCGAGAAGAAGUGAGCAGGGCCAUCUACAACAUAGUCAAGCAUUUCAAGCGUCAUACUCCUGUCGCGGGUGGCUCUAGACCUGUGUCCACGGUGUUCCUACGACGGCUCCCAUCCUGGCUUGUCGAUAUCCAACUUGAAGGUACUGGCUGGAGUGUCGAAGCUGCUGGCGUGGAUUCGGCCAUUUCCAGCCAGACUCGAGGGCUUGCAUUGGAACUUGAGUCCUGGACUGCCCACUACACUUCGAACGCAGAGAUAGCGCGAAAGACUCCUGCGAGGAGAAAAAUGAGCACCUCCGUCCGUUACGAGGAUGCAUUCUCGGCGGAUAAUCUCCAUUCGCCGCCUGCAUCACCUCCACCACCUCCACGGCGCCAUCAUUCUGACCCCACGGAUGGGCGCCGACUUUCUCUCCAUCUGAAGGGAGUGGAAGGCUUCAUUAUCGAGGCACUUGACCGAUGGGAGCCGGACCCUUUCAUGACUGUCCCAAGGCUUGAGGUUGCUUUCAGCACAUCUCGAGACCAGCAAGGAGCACUCUUCCAUGUGCACUCUGCAAUUCGUGCCUUCUAUCUGCAGUUCUCCUUGUAUCACUUCUAUUCCCUGGGCGUUGCCGGCUCGAUCAUCCAGGACUCUUUCCUUGGUCCUGCAUCUGGCAAAGUCGAUCUCCGACGUAAUACGCCUCAUCCGCCUGAUGAAGAGAUCAUCCAGGAACCGCGUGUUGCCGCGCAGUCAGGACUGGACCUGUUCGUCAUUGAUGUAAAGGCCAGCUAUGUCCAAGUGAAAGCCAAGAUGCCCGCCGAUCCUCCCAUGCUGCUGCAGAUCUACCAGGUCUCUGCUGGCCGGCAUAGAUGGUCGGCGCCUUUUCUCAGAGCUCAGCUUGUUCGGCUCCAUGCCGAGCCACCCCGCCUCAAGGGUGUCUGGGCCCGGAUUGUCGGCGCGAGUAACGUACGUCUCGACCUGCGUCACGCGAAGAGGAGAAUGCCAGCAGGGACAGUGGAAGAGAGAUCAUUUGAUAUCUCCACCGAUUUUAUUCGCGUAGCCGUUCCCCACGGUAUGCAGAUGUACAGAGUGUUUGACAACUUCAUCAAUGCUGCGAAAGCUAUUGCCCAGUUACAUCACCGUUUCAGGACACGGACAAAUGAGUACAUCUUGGCGAAGGAACCGGUCGGCCCCAAAAAGGUGCCUCGAGUCUCGCUCCGAUCCAAAGCCCUUUCUUUCGAGCUCGAAGACGACCCCUUUGAGUGGAAACUCGGUGUUAUCUACCGCGUCGGUCGCAUCGAACAGAAACAGCGGCUUGCUCGUGCCGAUGCAUUCCAUCUAAAGGUCAAACGGAUGAAAGACGAACGGCGGCCACGGUCAACCUCUCGCUACCGGGCCAGUUCAAGUCGACGAGGCUCUCCUGGCACCAGUCCUGGCCCCCGAUCUCGAAGGUCAAGAAGUCUUGAUAGCACUCCUCGAGAACGAUCCACUUCGAGAGGCAGACGGGGCAAGGUGUCGUCUAACAUUCGGUAUGACAGAGAAGGGGUCUGCGCGUUGAGCACCAGUGCCAAAAUCCAAGCAGAUGAGGCAUGGGAAAAGCUCCAGGAGCAUAAUGCAAGAAGCUGGAAAAGGCGAAUCGAUUGGAUGCUUCACAUGCAAAAUAACACUAUCCAAAAGAUUCGUCAGAUGUUCUCAGGAGCCGAUGAACCACCUCAUGACAGCGCAGAAGACGAGACCGUUCUUGCCAUUCCCAAUCGCCCCGGGCUGAUGACUGUGAUAAUCAGUGAUCUACAUCUCUUGAUUGAUAAGCCUUCGUUUCCGGAGUCCGACUUGCCUAAAUUCCUCCACACAAUCGGAAAGGGGAUGCCAUACGAUACCCUUUAUGCGCUGUUGAUUCCUGUCAACGUUACUUUGGACAUGGGCGAAGCCAGAGUAUUGCUUAGAGACUACCCACUCAACCUUCUCCAUAUUCCCGCCAUCCGCCCCGGCCAGCCUCCACGACUACCCAGUUGGUCUCUGAAAAUGGACUUUGUCAUUGCUGAGGAAUUCCGAGACGAGGAAUCUAUGCGGCACAUCAAUGUUGAAAUUGUUCCGAAAGGGCAGCGCGGACCGAAGGGCGAGGAGAUUCCUCGCUUCGCCAUCGAUGUAAGAAGGACGGUGACACCUGUCAAGACAUAUUCAAACCCUGUGGUAGACAUCAACACGAGCCAGUCGACCACUAUCUCCUGGGGCACCUCAUAUCAGCCCGUCAUACAAGACAUGAUGAUGAUCAUCGAGGGUUUCACCAAGCCUGAGAUAGACCCGUCCGAGAGAGUGGGCUUCUGGGACAAAAUCCGACUGAGCUUUCAUUCACGUUUGACCGUGAAUUGGAAAGGAGAUGGAGACGUCCAACUGCGUCUGAAAGGCUCCAGGGACCCUUACGUCGUAACGGGCUACGGAGCUGGGUUCGUGAUGUGUUGGCGCAGCGAUGUACAGUGGUCCAUUCAUUCCGUGGAUGAUCCUCGCAAGUUCAUGACCGUCAGAAGCGGCGAAUACGUGUUGGCCAUCCCAGAUUACAGCCACGAAGCGCGCAAUUCGUCUGAUCAAAAGGCGAGUCAAGAUUCGGACAGUCUGUCCAGCAGCAGUUCCCGGAAGAAUGCUGCUCUAUUCAAGAAGGUGAUCAUGAAGGUAUCUGGCAACGUCCAAUGGACCGCCGGGCUAGUCUUCGAAAGGCUCUCGGAAGACGGGGUGCGUACACCACACUUCAAGCAUCAUUACGACGUGGUCCUCAAGAAUCCAGAACAGAUGCACAACUUGGAUCUGAAGACCUAUGAUGCGUUCCGCGGCUUCCGAAGCAAUCAUAUUCAUCUGUCGGUGGCUCUGGCUGCGCCUUUCGACAGAGACUGGGUUGGGCCGGAUUCUGCUCCUUCAGAGAGCUACAAUAGCGUCCAUUUAAGCCCCCGGUUUUUCUCCCACUUCUUCAGCUGGUGGUCAACAUUCUCAGGCGUCAUGUCUUUGCCCAUUCGACAAGGCCGGCUAUGGAGAGGCCCAGACAAAUCCAGCAAGAAAUUCGGGCGUCAUCUGGCGACCAUCAAGUACGGACUGCUUCUCUCACCACUAUUUAUCGCUCAUGUGUACAAGCACAAGGACGCCGAGGACUAUCAAGAUGACGUCGUUUGUGCCACUGGGCUGAAGAUCAAGAUUGACAGCUUCAUGCUUGAUCUCCACCAGCGUCGGGAAUAUUUCGACACCCUUUCGAAGGGAAAGUCGGAACAAAUGAGAACGAGUGCCAUGAAGAUCAAUAGAGCAGAACUUGAUUUCAUUCGUGCCGACCUGAGGGCUGUGGCAGCAAGCAUAGCUGGAACCACUGCCGAGGAUCUCCAGAAGGCGACGGAUGAGAUCAUGUCCUCAUUGCAAGACGUGCCUGAAAAUGUCGACAUGUCACGGUUCACAAUCCCCGACCGAGACUUUACCUGGAUCGACAUGGACGACUUCGUAGAGUUGGACUGGGUUCUCCCGGCAGACCCGAACCCAGAGACCAGCAUUCUGCCCCUAGCGUUCACUCCCCGCUUCACGUAUUUCCGGCAAACGGACCAUGGUGUUGGCAUUCAAGGAGACGAGUCUCGCACGAGCCCCUUCGGAGACGAAAACACCCAUUUCUGUAUCAUGUCGCGUCACAACGACCCUCGAAAGGUACAGAUGGAUUUGAUCGAGACCAGGCUUCAUGAUCUGGAAGAAAAGCUCCAGAUUCAUCUCAGACGGAUGGAAGAGCAUGAACUGCUUGUGGUCCGUGAUGGGGACCAUGAUCGAUCCCUCAAAGUCAAACAUAGCACGCUGCUGGCACAACAUAAGGAGCUGGAGAGCAAACGCAAAUUCUUGCAGCAUGGGCUCCGACGUCUUGCGGGACAUGGUAAUCCGGGAGAAGCUCAACCACAGGAGCCUACUGGCCGCCGCGGGAGUGAAGCCCAAUCAGCGGCGGAGCUCGAUGCUCAAGUCAACGCACCGUCUCAUGUCGACAUGGAUGCGCUGUACUCUGCUCCGCACGAUGAGUUUGCCAGUGAUUUCAAUAACCGGUUCAUCAUCCACAAUGCCCAGUUCAAGUGGAACAAUUCGCUACGGAACAUCAUUCUUCGGUAUAGUCAUCAAGUCAGUCAACGUCGCGGCUUUGUUUACUACAUGUCUCGCCGUGCGGUCAAGUUCAUCAUCGACAUAGUGGAUGAACAGGCGAAGGCAAAAGAACUCCGUCGUAGACAAGAGGGAAACCCAGACAUGCAAGUCCCGGGAACGCCGAGUGUCUUUUCGCCCACGGAAGAGAAAGAUGACGAAUUUGUGGUUGAGGACAGAAUUCAGCAGCUUCUCAAUGACGCGAAAAGGUUUGUCCAGGCUGGCGACGAAAAGACAAACGAGGAAGCGGCUGCAACGCAUGAAGAAGACAGCACCAGCGACAUCCCAGACCGGAGACCAUCCACGGUCGACCUGGGCGACAACAUAGCAGAGAACUUCCAGGCGAUGAAUAGCUAUCAUCUUCGUCUCAUUGCCCCGCAGAUCCAGUUACAGAGCGAGAAGAAUACCAAGUCUAUCGUUCUUAUAGCCACGAAGGGGAUGCAACUCAAGGUUGUUUCCAUUAUGGACAAGGCUCGAUUAUCGGACGACGUGAGCGGACUGGUACAGCGGCGUUUUGCCCUUGAUAUGGAUGGCGCCCAAUUCUUUGUGGCCAGUCAAAAGACCCUUGCACAAUAUCUGCAUCUGUACUCGGGCAAUCGCUAUGGAAACACGCCGGGCUCGUCAUGGCCUCCAUGGGUGUCCCUCGAGGCCAUGUUUGACUUUCAGUUGGAGCCCUUUGGAUUCCAAAGGGUCAUUCAGAAGACUUCGGCAAGCCUGCGAUAUCAAAAGUACAAUCCCCAUCGUUUGAAGUACAACGAAGAAGUGGAGAGUGACGAGACCGGCGAGGGCAAGCACCCCUCGACCGCUGGGGAGAAUCGUAUCGAUCAUCUUUGGGUCGACUUUCCCCGCGUCCGCGCCCGUUGUGACUCCACGCAGUACUACACCAUGUACAUCAUCGUCCUGGAUCUCCUUCUGUACAGUGAGCCAUUGGAGAAGACAAGAAGUGAGCGACUGGAAAAGAUCAUGCUGGCAUCCGACUUUAGUGAUUUGAGGGGUGCUCCCGAGAUGGCGGAGAGGUUGCAAGAGCGAAUAAGGCAGCUCGAAGAAAUCAAGCUCCAUUUCCAGAUCAAUGCCAAAUACCUUGACAAGCAAGGAUGGCAGGACCGCAUCAACCUGGAGAAGGACCUGGCAAAUUGUGAAGAUGAGUUGUUCUUCCUCAUGAAAGCCAUCAAUACAUCCCAACAGAGGAAUGACGACCGAAAAUCCUCUCAAUCAAGUGCGAUGCUUAGGUGGUACCUGAGCGCCUCUGAGAUUGUGUGGCAUCUCAUGCUGGAGAAAGACGAGCCGUUGCUCGAAGUCCAGCUCGGAAAUGCCGCAUAUGAGCGUGUUGACAACAGCGAUGGUUCUAACCACAAUGCCAUGGAAAUCGAGCAUAUCCGAGGCUGGAAUCUCCUUCCCAACGCAAUAUAUCCCGAGAUCAUCGGACCAUAUUUUGAGUCUGGAGACCGAAGUGGCUGCCUUCCUGAAGGAGCCAAAAUGCUUCGAGUCCAUUGGUACAUGUUGGAAGCCAUUGCUGGAAUACCGGUACUGGAGCAGUUCCAUGUCACAGUCUUCCCGCUCAAGGUGCAACUGGAGCGAGAACUGGGCAAGAGGCUAUUUGAGUACAUCUUCCCCGGUGUUGGUUCUAAUGCUUUCGAACAUGGGGGCUUCUCUCCCCUGAUGGUGAAGAAUAUGGCGCCUUUGGAUGAGCGCGAUGACGAAGAACUGGAAAGGGCACAACAUGAACUCAUGAAUGAAACGGAUCGCCCGGGCUCCAACUCAGCCACCCAACGCGGAACAUCACCAGGCGCCAUAGCCCGAAGACUCAGGCCGACCUAUCAUCUGAACUACAACAACAACAACAACAAAGAUGGCCCAGCAUCAACGACCCAAGGAAGAAGAGGACUAGGACUGGCGGGUGAUCAUAGGUUCUUCCUGCAUUUCAACUCCUCGAAUGCACGAACUGUGCAGAAGGGGCCGACCCACAAAGCCUCGGCUAGCAGUCUGAGAUCGAAGAAGAACACCAACGCCUCAUCCACCAGUCUCGUGACUGUGGGCGCUGCCGAGGAAAAGAAACGCAAUCUGCUACGCCGCACGACAAGUAAAGAACGCACUCUGGCCAGGAAGGACAAGGACAAGGACAAGAAGGAAAAGCCAUCCGACGAUCUGUCCCAAAUGAUAUCCCGAGCAUCCAACUACAUGACCCUGGCGCAUGUCAAGCUGGAUAGUUUCGUCAUCUGUCUCAGCUACAAGGGCAAAGGAGAACGCAACUUUGAAGACCUCAACGACUUUGUCUUCCGCAUGCCGACCCUGGAAUACCGCAACAAGACAUGGUCCAACCUGGACCUUGCAUUACGGCUCAAGAAAGAUGUCAUCCGCGCUCUGAUAUCCCACGCCGGCGCCAUCAUCGGCAACAAACUGUCCCACCAUCGCCCGAGCAAGCGACAGGUCGAGAGACUCAAGGAGAUCGCCCAUUUGUCAACGAUCCCAAGCUCCGAGUUCAGCCUGCAUCUGUCCGAGAAUUCCGACACCACGAGUCUCUACAGCUUCUCGCAAGACGGGCGCGAUGACGACUUUGAGGCUUCGGGCAUCUCCUUCCAAUCGCCGACCGUCGCCAUCAACGGGCACAAAACGGGACCUUUCACAGGCCCUUCACCCCUCCUGCGCAGCGGAUCAUGGCAUUCGAGCAGUAUCAACCUCGCGGGAGGUCCUGGUGGCUCCGGACUAUUGGUGCCGAUGCCUCCUGUUCCUCGGACGUCCGGAAGUCUUUCGGCGGGUGGUAGUGCAACAUCCAACCACAAGCACAAUCACAAGCUCAAGGGUAAAGACAAAGACAAAGACAAAGACAAGAAAGAUGAUCCUUCUGCGAAGAGCAUUCGCUCUCAGUCGACGUCGUCCAUUGCCGCUUCGAAGGCAGGUGCAGCUGCAGCUGAUGCAGCUCCCGAUCCACUGAGUACAGCGUGUUCGCAUUCACAAUCGCAAUCGCAAUCGCAAUCGCAUUCACCGAGUCCCAGGAAUCUGCUGAAAGAUACUAUCGGCCGGCAUUUCUCUCCGGAUACGGUCAAGAGUCGUGUCCAUUUCGGCGGAUUGGGCCUGAUGAAGAGCGACGGGCAUAAAGAAAGUGGUGGGCGAAAAGGCAGUAGCAGUAGUGGUGUUUAUAAAGAGAAAGAAAGGGGUAAGGAUAAAGAUCAGGAAACAGACCAAGCCAAGGACAACGAUGACGGUCAGGGUCAGGGUCAGGGUCAGGCUAGUGCCGCCGGUGGUGUUGGUGAUGGUGAUGGUGAUGGCGCUGUGGAGAGUGACGCGGAAACCACCCGGCGCAUGAGUGUUUUGUCAUUGGGGAAGAAGGUACUUCACCGGUUGAGUUGA